Messenger RNA from Cannabis sativa, 2268 nucleotides. RefSeq names its product E3 ubiquitin-protein ligase At1g12760. The transcript is spliced from 5 exons. Lineage: Eukaryota; Viridiplantae; Streptophyta; Magnoliopsida; Rosales; Cannabaceae. The coding region runs from base 654 to 1784 and encodes 376 amino acids. The record is from RefSeq and is a predicted model, not a curated record.
CUCCAAAAACAUAAAAUAAAAAAUGUAAUAACUUUCUCUCAAAAAAAAAUGUAAUAACUUAUACUGUAUCACCAAAUACGACCAAAACGAGUUUCUUUAUCUAAGAAUUUAUAAAAAUUAUUCUCAGUUAUUUAGUCUAAAAAAAUCAAUAAAUAAAGAAAAAUAUUAUAAUUCAUUAAAGAAAAUUCUAACAAGUUUCAAUCCAUAGAAACAAAAUUUUAGAUAUCUUAUCUCCUAUCUUUAUCUUAUGUUGCAUGUGAGUUAUUAAUAUUUAAUUAUUUUAUUACAAAAAGUCUAAUUAAAUCGAAAAAGAGAGAUGCAACUGGCAUGCUUUUUUUUUUUAAGGGAAUAGAUAGUAGAUAAUAAUAAUGGUAAUUUUUUUUUAAAAAAAAAAAUUAUUUAAAGAUUCAUUUAAAAUAAAAUUAUGUAAAGAUUUAUAAAACUAAUUAUUCAAAAAAAAAAAAGAAAAAUUGAUGAAAUACAUCGUCAUUAUCGUCUCUCCCUUUCAGAAAACAAAAAUUUCAACUUUUCAUAUCCAAUUUUCUGCUUGACCUUAUCGAUUCCCGAGUUUGAUGGGCUAAACUGUAUCAACUCAGCGAGUUAGGGUUCGAAUCAAUUGAUAAAAUUUCCCAAUUUGGCUGUCAAAUCAUAUCAUGGCGUCGGUAAGAUCUCCUAACAGAUCAUCUGAAGAUAUUGUGGAUACGACGCCGUUUCUGGGUGGCUCUUCCGAUGAGAGCAAUUCCGGCCGUCGAUUUGUUCAGAGGCAGAGUUUGCGACAGGCUGCGCGGUUCCUUCGCCAGGCGAGCAGCCGGAGGAUGAUGCGUGAGCCAUCGAUGCUCGUGCGUGAGACCGCAGCCGAGCAAUUGGAGGAGAGGCAGAGCGAUUGGGCGUACUCGAAACCCGUGGUGAUACUCGAUAUUAUUUGGAAUUUCGCGUUCGUAGUCGUGGCGGCCACGGUUUUGGUUCUUAGCCGGACUGAAUCCCCGGAUGUGCCCUUGAGGUUGUGGAUUAUUGGGUACGCUUUUCAGUGUAUUCUACAUGUGGUGUGCGUCUGCGUCGAGUUUCGCCGCCGGCAAAGGCAACAGAGCCGCCCUAAUUCGGUGGAAGAAGGGAGUGGUGGGAAUUUGAGUUAUGGGUCGAGGGAGGAUUCUAGCCAGUAUGUGUCAUUGGCUCAGAUAGACGACGAUGGUAACAGCAAUGUAGCAAAGCACCUGGAAUCUGCAAAUACAAUGUUUUCAUUUAUCUGGUGGAUUAUUGGGUUCUACUGGGUAUCUGCGGGUGGUCAAACUUUAGCACAAGCCUCUCCGCAGCUUUACUGGCUCUGUAUUAUUUUCCUUGGAUUUGACGUGUUCUUUGUGGUUUUCUGCGUUGCGCUGGCUUGUAUUAUUGGGAUUGCUGUUUGCUGCUGCCUUCCUUGCAUUAUUGCUCUUCUUUAUGCUGUGGCAGACCAGGAGGGAGCAUCCAAAGAAGACAUUGAGCAGUUGUCUAAAUUCAAGUUUAAAAAAAUGGUCAAUAAUGAUAAACUUUCUAGCGAUGAACAAGGAUCUCUUGGAGGCAUAAUGACUGAGUGUGGCACUGACCCACCAGUCGAGCAUGUUCUUUCACAAGAGGAUGCGGAGUGUUGCAUCUGCCUUUCUUCUUACGAUGAUGGUGUAGAACUGAGACAACUUCCCUGCGGUCAUCACUUCCAUUGUUCCUGCGUUGAUAAGUGGCUUUUUAUCAAUGCUACUUGCCCUCUCUGCAAGUACAACAUUUUAAAGAGCAGCAUUUGUGUAGAAGUUUAGUGGAUUGCUGAAGUAUUAUGAAAAAUCAUCUCAAUACCUAGGGUUCUUGGCAUGGGUUCUUGGCAUUCACUGUCGCUAUAUUGUUAGUUGAUAGUUGUAUGCAGAGCUUGUUUGCUCGACUUCAUGUGGGCGUCUUCUGUGUUGGUGUUGUUUUACCUAGUCGUCAAUAACGACCAUGACUCGUUUUCACUUGUUUAUGAUGUAAAUUGGUGUGCAGAGGCCACAGGAGCAUAUUGGUGGAUGACUUGUAGUGUAAUGGGAGAGUCAUUUUCUUCCCUUUGUAUUCGUCUUAUUUCUAUAUGGAUGGGUUUAUGCGUCUAAGGCUCGUAUACCAUUUUAAGGCAAGUAAAAAUAUGUGAAGAGGAAAAGGAGAGAAAGAAAAAUAAUCAUGGUGAUGCCCAAAGGAACAUGCCAAACUUUGUGCCUUUCUUGUGUAGUUUUCAACUUUUUCAUAAUUAGUGGCGCCCUCUAAAUUAUACAGUCA